Guillardia theta CCMP2712 is the source of this 3684-nucleotide messenger RNA. RefSeq lists its product as hypothetical. The transcript is spliced from 9 exons. NCBI's taxonomy places the organism in Eukaryota, Cryptophyceae, Pyrenomonadales, Geminigeraceae. The record is from RefSeq and is a predicted model, not a curated record. The coding region runs from base 1 to 3684 and encodes 1227 amino acids.
AUGGUGAAUGGAGGAGACGCUGCUCAAGGACGCGAGCACUGGGUUCAAGCGCUGUGCUGCAGCAGUAGGAUGCAAGCAUGGGUGCGAGAGAGCAGCAAGCUCGCCAUCCGCGGAGGAGGCAGCGAGGAUGAGGAUGUUGAGAAAGUGAAAUCAAGGAGGACAAGGGCCUUUCCCGCAACAGGAGAUCGGCAACAAUCCAUGCCGAAGUUUGAUGCGAGAGAGGCCGGGGAGACGAUGCAAUCAGAUGAAGAUGACCUAGACAUUGAUGAGGUUGACAAGCAAGCAUUGAAGCGAGCCUACCAGGACCAGCAGAAAGACAAGGGGCAGCAUCGAUGCUUGUUGCCGCACGAGCUUCUCAACGCAAGGUCAGGCGGUGUUGAGCGGAGCAGGAGCUCGAGGCCUGUGCUGCUAAGAUUCGAUCAUCCGUCUGCGGAGGCGUUCUGUGAGUUCUGUCGGGAUGUACUUGGGAUGAGGGUGAGCAAGCAUGAGCCACGCGAUCCAGCAAGUCCGUUUGCAAAGAAAGCAGCGAGCAGUCUGGACCACCUGGCAAGAGGCAAUCUUUGGUCAAUAAGUAUUACUGGAGACCCUUUGCAUUGCAUCUUUCAAGUCUACCAGAAGGAAGAGAUCCGCAAGGAAGAUCUUCAGAGUCCCGUCCUCUGCUUUCGGUCUGGAAGUCUGUUCCGGCGAUGCCGCAGCGUGUUUGAGAACGCUCGCCCUAGUCGUGGGGCUGAUUGGUCGAUAAGGCAGUUCAAAGAUCACUGUGCCUUUGUGACUGCCCCCGGACGAAGGAAGGGACCGUCUCUCAAGAAACGACGACCCGCUCCUUGGUGGCUUCAGCAUGGAGCAGCAAGCGUUCAUCUGAACGUUGCUCGUGUUCCAGGCGUCGUCAUCUUCUCUUGCGAUCUGCCAAGCGCUGGAAGGUGGUGGACAACGAUCGGAGGCUUGGGGAGGGCAGCAGUCCCAGCAUGGCUCCCAGCAGGCCUGCUGAGGGUGAGGGUGAUGGAGGCGUUUGUGAAUCCCUCCGGCUCCUUCAACGUUAUCGUGGGGCAAGUCAGCAGGAGGAGGGGAACCGCCGUCACCCUUGCGCUCAGUUGUCCGGGCAUGCGCUUCGACUACGUCAGAGGUGAGCUGUCGGAUGUAGAGCUGAGCAACGGGACGAGCGCUCGGCCCGUCAGCCUCUUGGGAUGCUCCGAGCCCUGUGGGGUCGAGGUAGUUCUUGUGGAGGAGGAGGGUCUGAAGGACUCGCUCGCAUUCUUCCCUUCCUCGGCAUGCUUCAUCCUCAACGCAGCAAGGAGCCUCCCACAGCUGCAGCCGACCGGGAAUGCUUCUCGGGAAUACGAAGAGUCCUCCUCAGACGGCAACUUCCCCUGGAUGGACCUUAGCUCCUCCAGCAGCGAGGAAAGGUACAGGUCGCUCCCACCCAACAUGAGCUACCGGUACUACAACCUGGAGCUGGACAUGGUUGUCGGGAUGAAGGGCAAGCGCACUUCGGAUUUUGCCGACGUCUACGAUCCCGACCGGGAGCUCUCGAAGCACGUCAUCCAGUACUUUGACCUGUGCGCUGCCAGGGGAGCAAAGAUCGUCCGCGCGUACAUGCGGAAGGGACUAUAUCCUCCUCACCUGCGGUGGAGACCGUCGAUGAUCGGCACGCCGAUGGAGAAGUACAAGAAGGAAGAGCUGCCGAAGCUUCCUCCCGCCGAGCUCAGGACUAGACGCUUCCGCUAUUCAUAUGGAGGAGGAGGAGGAGGAGGAGGAGGAGGAGGAGGAGGAGGAGGAGGAGGAGGAGACAUGGAUUUCAACCCCGGAUGGCUCCGAGGGCAACAGAGCCUGCAGAGGAGGUCUCAGACGCCGAGCAGUCUGGCGGAGUACGCGAUGAAGAGGAGGGAGGUGAUGGAGUUCCUGCGGGAUGAAGGCUUGAUCGACAGCCUUGACCCUCCGCUGGAGCAGCUGGAGCAGCUGCUGGAGCCGGACGAGGUGGGGAAGCAGCAGAUGCGUCCAGAGUCCUUCCUGCGUCUCAACGAGAAGCUGCGAGCGAAGUCGAGCUGGUGUGGAACGGGUUUCUUCGGAAUCUCCCACUGCCGCCGGGUCCGUCGGGCAGGGCUGGAGAGGUUAAGGAGGAGCAGGGGGAGGCUGCGAGAACUGCUGGGCAAGUGCGAGGAUGUAGUCCCGACGAGCGAGCAGGAGGGCAGGAAGGCUCGGUUUCUCGUGCCCAGCGUUGCUAUGGAGGAGGCAGUCGCGCUUGCCAGGACAAAGGCCUCCAAUGGCCCUGGGGCAGAGAGGGAGGAGGAGGAGGAGGAGGAGGGGAAGGAGGAGGGGAAGGGAGCGCUGGUGGUGGUCAAGGAGGAUAUCCAGCUCAGGAAGGAUCGACCGCAGUCUAUGAGUGGACCCCUUCCUGUGAGGUUGGAGGGGAGGGUGAACGAGAGGGUUCUGUACGCGUGGAGGAGAGGGUUCGGGCCAGGGGCGAGGGAGCUGGAGCAGCAGAGAGCUUUUGCGUUCGACUACGAGUGGCCCUCGAGCCACGAGGAGGAGCUUCCGGACGGCAGGAGGAAGGUGAGGAGGAGGACGAGGAGGCUGCGGCCGAAGAAGGACUCGACUCCUCAGAACGGGAUCGAUCGAGGGCUGGUGAGGGUGAGAGGGGAGUGGGAGGGAGGAGGAGGGGAGGCGGUGGGCAGCCGUUGGAUCCGGUAUGAGUCCAUCCCAGAGGACUACCAGACGGACUACGAGGGGACGAACUGGAGGAAGAGGAUGAUGGUGAUAAGGGGAAGCUGGAGCUUCGUGGGCUGCGAGCUGCUGUGCUGCCAGGGUCGAGUGGUGGAGAUGCUGGGAGGGUCGACGUUGGUGGCCCGCCGAUGUAACAUAGGGGGACCAUCGAGAGAUGACAGGUACCACAGCGCCUUUGGCAUCGUAGCUUGCAACAGGUCGACAGUCGUCCUCUCGCACUGUCGAAUCAGCGACGUCAUCUACUCCGCCCUCCUCCUCCUCGGCUCCUCCUCCUCCCUCGUCCAAGACUCCGAGGUCCUCCGCUGCCAGCUCGGAGUCACGCAGGCAGAUUCCUCCGUCCUCCUCCUCAACCGCACAGGCUUCCACAACCACGGUGGUAGCUUCCUCGUCUACAUCCCCCGCUGGGAGGAGAGGAGGGAGGACAGCGAGCUAGCGGCGGUGAUCGAGGUGACGAACUGCCGGGACAGCGGGGAGAGCAGGGAGCCCUGGAAGUCAGAGACCCGCCCUCCCCUCCUCGUCGCCCGCAACAACUCGUUUGACUGCAGGACCAUGCACGAGCUCGAGGAGGAGAGGAUUGCGGAGGAGGUGAAGGCAGCUGAGGGAGAAGGAGUUUCAAGCCUCAGGCAAGCGCAAGGAUGGAGGAAGCUUGAAUCUCGCUGGGACGAGGAUGGGAAUCGAUACAUUCACCUGAGUAUCUCGGACGAGGAGGACGAGGAGGAGGAGGAGGAGGAGGAGGAGGAGGAGGAGGAGGAGGAGGACGAUGCUGAGAGAUCGGAAGCAAGGCGAUUGCUGACCAGGGCUGACUCGGGGAAAGUGCUGAGCUCGCGAUCGGGGAUGAGCAGUAGCGUGCAAGAUGGUGAGGGGCAGGAGGAGGAGAGUUCAAUACGGCAUGAGAGGGCCCGAGAAACAUGGGAGGAUGGGGAAGAGGUGGAAAUGGCUGCAGGAAGAUGGAAAGGAGAGUAG